UCUCUCUCUCUCCCCCCCCAUAUCUGUUUGAUCUAACAAUUUAUUAGUAAUUGUUUGGUUCCUUUAGGGAACCUAUGACUUCUUAGGAGGAAAAAAACCCUAGCUACUUUCUCUGCCCUUCCUCAGCUUUUCGGUCCUGCUUCCCACCUCCUGGAUCACUGUCCUUUUUAAUUUUCUCAAGCCAUCUGGGGGAGGAGGGGAAAAAAAAAAAAACUCUAAAUGUUCCCUUUUUCCUUCUCUCCCCUUUCACCUUCAAGCUUUCCCCUCGUAAAAAGACCAGAGGAGAUGCUUUCUUAGUUACAGGUUUUAUUAUUACUAUUAUUCAAGAAGAAGGAGAAAGAGGAGCUUUCCCAGCGGCUGGAAGGAGACAAAGUUGGUUCUGGCAGCAGCGGAGAGAGGCUGGUGGCAACUUUUAUUCCUACCAAAGGGGACAAACCAGGGAGAAAAAGAGGUGGUGGUGGUGUGAAAACAGAUUUCCCUCUUCUGGCCUCUGUAUGUGGACCAUUCUCUGUUCUGUUCAGCCUAUUAGAAGUUGACUUAAGUGCAGGCUCUUAGUCCCAUGGAAAGCUGAUGGGUGGGAGCAAAGGUAAAGAAUGAUGUAAUGCAGUGGCAGCCAGAAAGCAUCUUUUGUUUGAAUUGUGAAAUGGCCACUCCAUAGUCAUCUCCUGAUGAAUCAGAUGUGAGGGACUGCUUUGUGGAAGGAACCCUUUGUAACGGCACAUCAACUGGAAGCAGAAGGAGACAUUCGGUUGAAGAGCUCUUUCUGAAAAUGGAUUUAACUUUUCUUUUGCCAGUCACUACCAGCAUGACCUCAUACACUUCUAGCACAAUGGUGUGGCUAAGCCUUUGAGUACACAGCCAUUACAUCAUCACAGCAAAUUAGAGAGGGAGGUGGUGAAAGAGGCCUUAUUGUUGUCAUGGCUGAUGAGAUGAUCAGGACGCAACUCAUUGUCGCUGAGAAGUUGGUGGCUUUGCUGGAGAGCGGUACAGAAAAAUUGCUACUGAUUGAUAGCCGCCCCUUUGUGGAAUACAAUACAUCACACAUCUUGGAUGCCAUCAACAUUAACUGCUCCAAGCUUAUGAAGCGGAGGCUGCAGCAGGACAAAGUUUUGAUUACAGAGCUCAUUCAGCAUUCAGCAAAACACAAGAUUGAAAUUGAUUGCAAGCAGGAGGUGGUGGUAUAUGACCAAAGCUCUAAAGACGUGACCUCACUCUCAUCUGACUGCUUUCUUACUGUGCUUCUGGGCAAACUGGAGAAGAAUUUCAGCUCUGUGUAUCUGCUUUCAGGUGGUUUUGCUGAAUUCUGCAGUUCUUUCCCUGGUCUCUGUGAAGGAAAAUCCACACUUGUUCCUACUUGCAUUUCUCAGCCGUGCCUGCCUGUCUCCAACAUUGGGCCAACCCGAAUUCUGCCUCAUCUAUACCUUGGGUGUCAGCGAGAUGUGCUCAACAAGGAGCUGAUGCAGCAGAAUGAUAUUGGCUAUGUACUAAAUGCCAGCAAUACUUGUCCAAAGCCUGAUUUUAUUCCGGAGUCUCAUUUCCUGAGAGUGCCUGUGAAUGACAGCUUUUGUGAGAAAAUUUUGCCUUGGUUGGAUAAAUCAGUGGAUUUUAUAGAAAAAGCAAAAGCAUCAAAUGGACGUGUGUUAGUGCACUGUUUGGCUGGAAUAUCUCGCUCUGCCACAAUUGCUAUUGCAUAUAUCAUGAAGAGAAUGGAUAUGUCCUUAGAUGAAGCUUACAGAUUUGUGAAAGAAAAAAGGCCAACCAUUUCUCCUAACUUCAACUUUCUGGGCCAGCUUUUGGACUUUGAGAAAAAGAUUAAGAACCCGAGUGGUCAGCCUGGACAUAUUAGUAAGCUGAAACUUCUGCACUUGGAAAAAAGCAGCGAGCACAUCCUGGUCCCAGAAGGUGGGCAGAGCAGCCUCCCCACCAGUCAGCUAUGCAUUACCUCUACCUCUGAGAUUGUGGAGCAGAAGUCAACAGACUCUGUAAGCAUGCCAGGCACACGCUUGCCAUCUUUGGAAGACAGCCCAUUGGUACAGGGUAUAAACGGACUCCACGUGUCCCUAGAUAAGGUAGAAGACAGCAACCGGCUGAAGCGUUCCUUUUCUUUGGAUAUCAAAUCUGUAUCCUACUCGGCAAGUAGCAACUGUGUGACUGCAUCCGUUCAGGGCUUUGCUUCCUCCGAAGACACUCUGGAGUACUACAAACAUGCGACUGCUUUAGAUGGUAGCAGCAAAUUGUGUCAGUUCUCCCCUGUCCAGGAGGUCUCAGAGCAGACCUCAGAAACUAGCCCUGAUAAAGAUGAAGCAAACCCUCCCAAGAAUCCCCAGAACGCCUGGCAGCUGGAUAGCCAGAGCAAACGGCAACACCUGGGGAGAGCCAGCGGUGGCACUGCCAUGCAGCGGUCACUGUUGUACCCCCUCCACAGGAGCGGGAGCAUGGAAGACAACUACCAAACAAACUUCCUGUUUGGUCUCUCCACUAGUCAGCAACAUCUGGCAAAGUCCGCCGCUGGUCUAGGCCUCAAAGGCUGGCACUCGGACAUCUUGGCUCCUCAAACAUCUGCCACGUCCCUUACCAACAGCUGGUAUUUUGCAGCCGAGUCCUCACACUUCUACUCUGCCUCUGCCAUCUAUGGGAAUAGUGCAGCUUACUCUGCCUACAGCUGCAGUCAGCUGCCCACAGGCUGCGACCAAGCCUGUGCUGUGCGCAGGAGGCCAAAGCAGGGUGAUCGAGGUGACUCCAGGCGGAGCUGGCAUGAGGAAAGCUCCUUUGAAAAGCAGUUUAAGCGCAGAAGCUGCCAGAUGGAGUUUGGGGAGAGCAUCAUGUCAGACAACAGAUCCAGAGAAGAACUGGGGAAAGUAGGCAGUCAGUCGAGCUUUUCAGGCAGCAUGGAAAUCAUUGAAGUGUCUUGAAGUAGCAGACUUGUGUGACUGUACCAGAAUUGCUUCCCCCUCCAGGCUGCUCCCCUAGUGUUUAAGAGUUCCUGUAAAUCUGAAAACAACAGACUUUAUACAAAAGUGUGUAUAUGGACAGGAGGUCAGGGGGAAAUGUGGGACUUCAGUGUGAAUGCAGUGACUAGAUUAAUACAGCAGAGAAAUGAGAAGUGAGCAUCUGCAUGAGGAGACCAAGUAUACUGGUGGGAUUUUCUCUUUCCUGGAGAAGGGCAGAACAUUUCAGAAGUUUUCCCUGGCAGAUGAAGCAAUUAUAUGCAAUGGAUUGCACAUCCUUUCAAUGUUUUAAACAGAAAGCUGUCUUGGUAUCAGACCAUUUCUCUGAUUCCACUGAGAUACGCUUCUACUGAUCAAAGCUAGUUUGAUUCUCCCCUCCCUAUGCCCCAAGUCUUCACCAGUGCACCUUAGCCCUGACACUGAGCCAUCCUCUGGAGGGAGACCUUUCUCCUGUAAGAAAGGAGACUGAGAGUGAUUCCAAAGGAAGUAGGGACUGGUUACAGCAAGGCUGGUCUGAAAAUAGAGUUCAGACAAAUGUAAAUACUGGUGUAACUAUUGUUCUAAUUGAUAGGCUUUAGAUGAUUUGCUAGAGAGCUGCUUAAGAGAAAAACCAGUACCUCAAAAAUAUAAAAAAUAAACUUAGGGCUUUAUGGCUGCCAGUUGUGGGUGGUCAGUUCAUAAGCAAUGUGAACAAAUAACAACUAGCCACAUUUUUUUUUAAGCUGUCUACGCACAAGUGUUUCAGUUGGCUUAGCAGCAGGUUUUUGUAAAGAAGACAAGUGAAUCAGACUUAUGACUAUUUCCCCCAGUCUUUUAAAACAUAAAAUAAGCAGGAUUUGUAGUUUUGAUAUUGGGUUAUUACGCUGGCUUCUGGGAGAGGGUAGCUAUUCUGGCUUCUAAGCUGUAAUGGAGUGGUUAAUACUUAGGGCUAUGUGCAAGAGAGGUCAAAAGACUGCAGAACUUUUUUUAUUUUUUUUCCCUUUUUUCCCCCCAAUUCAGCAGAUGAAUUUUAAAGGCUUCUUCUUCUGAAAUAAAUAGUAGGGUUUGGAGGGAUGAGCAGUAACAUUAAGGAACUUGUCAUACACAGUUCCAGUCACAUGUCCUAAAAGAUUGGAUGGGGAUAAUUCUUUUUUUUUCUUUUUUUUCCCUCUUUUAAUAUCCUCACACGAACUGUGGGGAUUCUGAGAUGGAUGCUCCCUAUUGGGUUUGCUGACCUCAUUGGAGAAAGAGGCCUGUUUUCAUUGGAUAACUAAAGAGAAGGGGGACUGUGGAGUCCCUGCUCAUAACAUGUAAAAGAAACUGGGUUUGCAAGGAGACAGCCUGCUCACUUCCAGCACACACAGCUCCAGAGGGACUUCAUUCAGGCUGUUGUCCUCUGUCCCCAGCUGGAAUCUUGGUGCCUGCAGGUGCUGUUGCAGUGUGGCUGUGGACGCUGCAAGCUGCACCUUUCUGGUCUGCAGUGAGCUGGAGCAUCUGCCAGCUUCCUGAGGUGUCAUUCCCUGCUGCUAGCAGGGGUGUUUCAUGGGAGAUUAGGCACAACCUUUCCUAUGUGUUGUUUUUGACAGUGAACCAGCUGCUUCCCCUCCAGCUUGUGAUUCUUGCAGUAUGUUGGCUGCUACUUCUCAAAUUGCCAGGUAAUACUGUAAGAGGUUUACAGUAAGCGAGGAGUGGUACCAGAAGCACAAGCUGUGUGUGCACUCUUGAGCUCUUCCCCAGGACACUUCACAACACGCACAUGGUGGGGGGGCUGUAGGCCUCAGCGUUUUAUCCAAUUUCAGUGCGGGCAGCUGAAAAAUUAUAAAUGAAAUGUAUGUACUUAUCCCUGCCCAACAGCUUUUUUUUUUUUAAAAAGAAAGUGUCAGUGGAGGUCACUGAAGCCCUAAUUCAAGUCAGCAGCUUUCUUUUUCUUUUCUUUUUCUUUUCUUUUUUACUCUAAGUUUAGCUAGUUUGUGACUCAAAUCUCAGGUUUUACUAUAUAGUAAAGUGGAGAAGAUUUUGUCUUGUUUUGUUUUGUGGCUAGGAUGUGACUUAAUUUCCUACAAUGGACUGCUUAAAAUAGCACUGAAAGCUACAGCAUUGAUUAACUUGAUCCUAAAAAGUGCAAGAGAUGCACAGAGAGGCAGCAACAGGAGUAAUUGAACACAGAGGCUGUGUUCGUGAUGUACGUAUGAAAUGCCAGCAGAAAGGGUAGUCUGGACAAGAGAUAGGUUGACACCACACUGUAAAGCAUGUCAGGUCUUGGCUAUUCAGUAACCAUAUAGCCACUUGUCUAUGUUUACAUACCAAGUGAAAGUGAUUACAACGAUUUGCAGCAUAUAUACACAUUGUGUAUGUGUGUGUAUAUACAUAUGUAAACCAUUUAGCAGUGCUCCUCUCAGCCAGAUUUCAGUUAAAGCCCGUGUCUUUCUUUGAUUUAAAUUGGUUAAUAGGGGAAAAACACAUAAAUAAAUCCCUACAGGCAGAAACAA
Messenger RNA from Rhea pennata, 5416 nucleotides. RefSeq names its product dual specificity phosphatase 16 (gene DUSP16). The coding region runs from base 918 to 2912 and encodes 664 amino acids. Gene Ontology annotation, biological process: negative regulation of MAPK cascade; protein dephosphorylation. Gene Ontology annotation, molecular function: MAP kinase tyrosine/serine/threonine phosphatase activity; MAP kinase tyrosine phosphatase activity; protein tyrosine/threonine phosphatase activity. The record is from RefSeq and is a predicted model, not a curated record. The transcript has 8 exons. Lineage: Eukaryota; Metazoa; Chordata; Aves; Rheiformes; Rheidae. Gene Ontology annotation, cellular component: cytoplasm; nucleus.